AUGACCAAUAUAGCAUAUACGGACAAGUAUCGGGGUGAAACUGAUAUCUUAAGCAGGUCGGCCGAUUCAGACAUCAGCCAGCCAAACGCGGCCUACUACCCGCAGAGAGUUUGUUAUGGAAACCCUUCUUUCCCCAAAUUUGCCGGAACCCGAAACGAGAGAAGGAAAAAGAAGGCUAAUUUUUCCGUUUCCGCGACUGGUUCGGCCGUCUCUUUGAUUCUUUUGCUAUCGAAGGGAGGGGGUAUUAUGGCCGAGGUAGAGCGGUGCCGUAACCCAUGGGUGAACGCAGCGCCGAUCCCCGUCCCCGGAAUCACAGCGGCUCUGGAAUUGCAGGAGCAGACAAUGGUGGUCGCCGUCGACGGCGUGCGGCAGCGGAGCUUCUCGGCUCAGCAGGGUCACCAGACCAACAACGGUAAAAGCGACGAAAGUUUAGGACUUGGCGAGAGAGCGCUCUCUGCGGCAGGGGCCGCUUUCCUCUCGGCGAUUAUAGUGAACCCUCUUGACGUUGUGAAGACGAGGCUGCAAGCACAGGCAGCUGGAGUUGCUUACUCUCAUCCACUUAGCAAUGUCAUAAAUCGCAUGGCUUACUUUGGUCCACCAUGUUGUUUGCUGAUCUUAGAUGUUCACAUCUUGUACGCGUGCUGGACUUCAUGGGACAGUGUCCAUGUGCCCUCCUGAUUGUUUUCAGUACAAGGGAACUUUGAUGUGUUCAACAAGAUCGUAAGACAGGAAGGGUUUGGGAGGCUGUGGAGGGGCACAAAUGCGGCUCUGGCUCUAGCUAUUCCAACAGUGGGCAUUUACUUACCCUUAUAUGAUGUAUUUCGCAUGGCUGGAGGAGAAAACCUCUCAGAGUAUUCCUGGUGCAGCACCUUACGUUCCCUUGGUAGCUGGUUCACUGGCACGUUCAUUAGCUUGUGUAACUUGCUAUCCUGUUGAACUUGCUAGAACUCGCAUGCAGGCAUUCAAAGCUGCGCAAAUGGUAUGAAAGCUCCUGGCGUUUUAAAAACUCUACUUGAAGCCCUUCUCAUGUCCAAGGCAGGGAUAACCGUGGAACUAACUGGAGAGGUUACCGGGUACUGUGGACGGGCAUGGGAGCACAGCUUGCUCGUGACGUUCCAUUUUCUGGAAUUUGUUGGGCACUACUUGAGCCUAUGAGGAGAAAUCUUUUGAGUAUAGUUGGCGACGAUGCAAAUGUAGCCAGUGUACUUGGAGCCAACUUCUCGGCUGGUUUCAUUGCAGGAAGUGUUGCGGCAGCUGCAACAUGUCCCCUGGAUGUUGUUAAAACUAGAAGGCAGAUAGAGAUGGAUCCUGUGAGGGCACUGAGUAUGACAACACGACGAACACUAAUGGAGGUUUGGAGGGAUGGAGGGAUGAGGACACUUUUCACUGGUGUUGGUGCCCGUGUUGGAAGAGUAGGGCCUUCUGUUGGCAUUGUGGUCUCGUUCUACGAGGUGGUGAAGUACGCUCUGCAUUCUCGCCUUGAUAUUGACAGCAACCGCCCUGGCAUGGAGCAUGGGCCACCGCCGCCUUGCUAGUCACUUGCUUGACGCUCAUGACAGCAGCAGCAGCAGCAACCGGUUGGGUGGUCUCUUGCUUGAUGUGUGGCUGCGGCGGCAGCAGCACCAGGAGGAGUUGCAUGGCUUGUCCCGCUCCUUCCUUGCAUCCUUCUCAGACUGGUUACUGGUUAGCAAACUGCUCUGUGCGGCCUUGGUGUAUGUGGUUUGGUGCUUGAUAAGAGAAAGAUCAUCGAGUAUUUAUACAGAGAUGGGAAUCGAGGGUCGCAUUGCAUGAUUGAUUGCAAGUUCAUGUACCAUUACUUAAUAUAUGAUUGUGGAAGCCGAAGAGCUUUGUGGGUGUUUGUGUGCUUAUUCUAGGACUGGAGCAAUUCAUUGCACCAUUAAUUAACCUAUCUUUCAACAACUUCCCCACUCCUCUUGGUUAAUGCGUACUGGAUUCAUCUGGGUCGGCCGUUUUUCCUGGUUUACUGGUCGGUAGCCAGCAAUGGAGAAUGGUUUGUGGUUACUGGUCAGGAUCAUGGGCCUGAAUUUGGAGCCGAAACGUUUUCUGCGGUUUACUGUUUGAUUCAAGGGCACGCACACGCAGAGAAGCAGAACAUCACAGAAUACUUGGCCUUGAGUUGAUACGAAACAGAG
Molecule: messenger RNA, 2153 nt
Organism: Linum tenue
Lineage: Eukaryota; Viridiplantae; Streptophyta; Magnoliopsida; Malpighiales; Linaceae
Source: the annotation of a GenBank genome assembly